Messenger RNA from Blastomyces dermatitidis ER-3, 591 nucleotides. RefSeq lists its product as uncharacterized. NCBI's taxonomy places the organism in Eukaryota, Fungi, Ascomycota, Eurotiomycetes, Onygenales, Ajellomycetaceae. Gene Ontology annotation, molecular function: bis(5'-nucleosyl)-tetraphosphatase (asymmetrical) activity. The transcript is spliced from 2 exons. Gene Ontology annotation, biological process: ATP biosynthetic process; AMP biosynthetic process. The record is from RefSeq and is a predicted model, not a curated record. The coding region runs from base 1 to 591 and encodes 196 amino acids.
AUGCGUCUAGCCUUGGGACCAGCUACUGCAUCUUAUCCUGUAAAAGAGAAUUCCAUUUUCCAACAACACUCCUUCCGCCCGACAGGGAAGCAGAAUAAGGAUAUGCCGGACGAAUUCACCUCCCUACAUUUCUCUGAAGAGUUCGUCAUCGGCUGUGGAACAGUCUCCAUCGACCUCGCGAAGGACCUCGUGCUCCUCCUUUACUGUCGCAAAAGGCGGCAAUACCAUCUCCCCAAGGGCCGCAAAAAUGUCGGCGAAAGUCUCGAAGACGCUGCGAUCCGCGAGACGUUCGAAGAAUCCGGCCACAAAUGCCAUUACAACGUCUCACACGCCCAUAAAGAGCCACUAGCCGUCCAGCAACGCAGGGGUAGUGGUCCACACCGGAUUAUUUUCUGGUACCUGGCUUCGGCUGAUUCCACGGAGCUGCCAGUCGUGGGCACACAGGAGGCAUGGGAGGAUUUUGAGCCUCACUGGUUGCCUCUUCACGAGGCCGCGGCAAAGCUGGCGCGCGAGGAUGAUCAGCAGGUCGUCCCAAGGGCCGUUCAAGCUGUCCUUGAUCUCAAGAAGAAGAAAGGAAACUUAGAGAAUUGA